Molecule: messenger RNA, 779 nt
Organism: Vanrija pseudolonga
Lineage: Eukaryota; Fungi; Basidiomycota; Tremellomycetes; Trichosporonales; Trichosporonaceae
Product: Translationally-controlled tumor
Exons: 4
Coding region: 32-535 (167 amino acids)
Cellular component (GO): cytoplasm
Molecular function (GO): calcium ion binding
Source: RefSeq, a predicted model, not a curated record
UCCACUUUCAAAAAAACAACCUCCUCAAAAAAUGAUCAUCUACCAGGACAUCAUCACCGGCGACGAGCUCGUCUCGGACGCUUACGACCCCAAGGAGAUCGACGACGUUGCCUACGAGGUUGACUGCGAGCUCAUCAUCGUCAAGGAGGGCGAUGUUGACAUCGGAGGCAACCCCUCGGCUGAGGAGGCUGAGGAGGCUCUUGAGAACGGUGCCACCCAGGUCAACAACGUUGUCCACUCGUUCCGUCUCCAGUCGACCGUCUUCGACAAGAAGUCGUACCUCACCUACCUUAAGGGCUACAUGAAGGCCGUCAAGGCCGAGCUCGAGAAGUCCAACCCCGAGCGUGUCCCCAUCUUCGAGAAGAACGCCCAGGCCUUCGCCAAGAAGAUCAUCGGCAACUUCAAGGACUACGAGUUCUACGUCGGCGAGUCGAUGAACCCCGACGGCCAGGUCGCUCUCCUCAACUACCGUGAGGACGGCACCACCCCCUACUUCACCUUCUGGAAGGACGGCCUCAAGAAGCAGAAGAUCUAAGCAUCUUUGCUCUCAGCUACUUCUAAAGAGUUGGUUGUAGCAACGGAGAUUUCGAUGGAGAUGAACUGUCGACCCGUUGUGGUUGUCUGAGGCAAUUUGUGCAAGUGCCACUUUUCUGGGCGCUCUUUGACGUGCGGUGCAUACGGAUUCACGGCGUGCAAGACUAGGGAGGCAGACUAAGGAGGUGCGAGGAGAGCUAGUGCGGAGUGAGCGAGAUGGAGAGCAGCGUUCAUGUCGUCACCAA